UAGGCUUUCCAAAAUGUGGGGGCGGCCAAUGGCCGUUGAGCGGGGGGCAGGCUCGUGGGAAAGCUAGCAGCUCAGGUUGACAGAGGCUAGUCCCAGUGCAGGGAAGUGCGAGGAGAGAGGGAUGAGCUUGAAAGUUCGAAGCUUCAUCUCCUUGCAGGAAUUUUCUUCGGCUUUUUGAAAAAGGGGGAAGAGGGGGAGGAAACAAACCAAACCCUGCAGCCGCGCAGGGGCAGCCUGGAAGCUAGAGUUGCAAUUCCCCCCCCCACUUCCCGGGGGCUAAUUCUCAGCUGCUUCCUCCCCCCCCCAGCCUUUUUAAGAAGAAAAGAGAGAGAGCGAGAGAAAAAGGAAGGAGCCCCUUCUUUCUCCUUGUUUUCCUCUUCUUUCUCCCCACAUUUGGACUUUGAUCUCUCUCCCCCCUUUCUAUUUUUUAAACCCCCCCCCCCAUGCCAGCCAUGAUCGAGAAGGGCCCAGAGGUUUCAGGGAAAAGAAGAGGCAGAAACAAUAAUGCCAACAACACGACUAGCGCUUCUAACAGCGCCUCUGCCUCUGCCGGUGCCAACAACAGUAACAAUGGGAAUAAUAAAAGUUUGGCAGCGGCAGCAGCGCCCAAUGGGAAUAGUAGCAGCAACUCCUGGGAGGAAGGCAGCACUGGAUCCUCCAGCGAUGAAGAGCAUGGAGGAGGAGGCAUGAGAGUGGGACCCCAAUAUCAAGCAGUCGUUCCUGACUUUGAUCCUGCUAAAUCUACAAAGCGGACUCAAGAGAGAGAGAAUCUUGGAAUGCUGGUCUGGUCACCUAACCAGAAUAUUUCUGAGGCAAAGUUGGAUGAAUACAUCGCCAUUGCAAAAGAAAAACAUGGCUACAACAUGGAACAGGCUCUUGGGAUGCUCUUCUGGCAUAAGCAUAACAUUGAGAAAUCUCUGGCUGAUCUACCAAACUUUACCCCCUUCCCAGAUGAAUGGACGGUUGAAGACAAGGUCUUGUUUGAACAGGCUUUCAGUUUCCAUGGGAAAACAUUUCACCGAAUCCAGCAGAUGCUGCCUGACAAGUCGAUAGCAAGCUUGGUGAAGUUCUACUACUCCUGGAAAAAGACCAGAACUAAAACAAGUGUCAUGGAUCGUCAUGCUCGGAAGCAGAAAAGGGAAAGGGAGGAAAGUGAGGAUGAAAUGGAAGAAACAAAUGGAACAAAUCCCAUCGAUAUUGAAGUCGAACAAAACAAGGAGAGCAAAAAAGAGAUUUCUACUUUGCAGGUGCCACCAGCUGAAACAAUUCCUCAGGUAAAGAAAGAGAAGCACAGUACCCAGGCUGCUAAGAACAGAGCUAAGAGGAAACCUCCCAAAGGCAUGUUCCUUUCUCAAGAAGAUGUGGAGGCUGUUUCCGCCAACGCAACCGCCGCUACCACCUUGCUAAGACAACUGGAUAUGGAAUUGGUCUCCAUCAAACGACAGAUUCAAAACAUCAAGCAAACAAACAGCGCACUGAAAGAGAAACUUGAAGGGGGAAUAGAACAAUACAGGCUACCAGAGGUUACACAGAAAUUUAAUGCACGCUGGACCACAGACGAGCAACUCCUAGCUGUGCAAGCGAUCAGAAAAUAUGGCCGUGACUUUCAGGCAAUCUCAGAUGUGAUUGGAAACAAGUCUGUGGUGCAAGUGAAAAACUUUUUUGUAAACUACCGGCGGCGUUUUAACAUAGACGAAGUCCUACAGGAGUGGGAAGCAGAACAUGGCAAAGAGGAGGUGAAUGGAACCAAUGCCCAGAAACCUGUCAAAUCACCGGAUAAUCCCAUUAAAGUGUCUGAAGAGGAAGAUGAGGCUACCUCUGUGUUGGAUGUCAGAUAUGCGUCUGCUUCAUGAGAAACUCAGGUAGCCUAGAACAAUGUUAUGUUUUGACUACUGUGUUAUCCACGAUAUCAGGUAUUAGCAAAACCUCAGACAGCCAUAUCUCUGUGGACAAGCAGCUAUUACCAAAAGAGAGAGAGAGAGAACAAAUCUCAAACAAAAGGCAAACACUUUUGGUCCUGAGCAACAUUUGCCUUAAUUUUCUCUUCAGUCCUCCAUUCUGCCUCCAUUUAUGGCUUCCACAGUUCCUGGGACAGACUCUGCAUUUUCAUCGGUAUCCCACGCAAAGCAUUGGCUACUCCUCGAACAAUCUACAUCAGUGUGUAAACCUCGAUGAGUCAACUCCCCUCCCCAAGCAGUUAUCUCUGGACAGCAGGGGUGUUUCUAAAACCUGCUCCCUUGUAGGGUAUUACUAUGUAUUGCUACAUGGCCAUGUGUGAUUUUUUAAUUUUAAAUUUUUGCUUAUUUUCUGACGUAAUCAUUACUCCUAAGAUGACAAUUCCUUUGAGUGAGCUUUCUGUCCGAGAAAAGUGUUGUAUGUAUGUCAGGUGAGCAGACAGCUUCUCUGAAGUCAUUGUGACUUCAGGGCUGCAAACGAUAGCUUGUCACCUGGCAAAUACAAUUCUUUUCUCGUGGCUAUAAUUUCCUUCUAGAAAUCUCACCAAUUAACUGUGAUUUUUUUUUAAUGAUUAUUGUAAUGGCAUUUUAUUUAGUGCAAAAGGGAAUGCAUUGCCUGUUUCCUGCUUUGAACUAAUCUACCCAAAAACCUCCCCAGGAAGCCCCUUGGCAUCUGACAUACUUGCUCUCUAGGGCAGGGCUUCUCAAACUGGGGUCCCCAGAUGUUGUUGGAUAUCCCAUAAUCUUGGGACUUCUAGUAGUUGAAACCCAACAACAUCCAGGGACCCUAGUUUGAGAAGCCCUGCUCUAGGGGAAAUGCCAACACAGGUGUGUUUGUGUUUGACCAUCCAGGGGAUUAAUGCAAAACACCAGCUUUUUCUGUAUGUUUAGGGGUGGUAUUUUCUUUUGUUGUUUGCAUCUGGAGCAUAUGCCUCUCUUUUUCUUUUUAAAGUGAGUGGAAGCUACACAGUAACGAUGCUUGGUUAAUUACCUGCCCAGCUGGGAGCUUGGCAACACCAAUGAGAGAAUUAGAAUGGAGAGCUUCAGUGCUUUUAAUGUGUGUUUUGCAUAGGGGAAACCCCAGAGUAAUCUUCCAGCCUUGUAUUUUAUUCCCUUUCUCCCCUCAUUCUGACUCUCCCACCCUCUGAGAGCUGCUUUAGCAUGGUUUCUUCCCGUGCCAACGUUCAUGCCUCCUUGCAGCCAUGGUGAAGUUGGGAUGGGAAACGGCAGACUUGGUGACACUUCUCCAGUGGCUUUCGUCUUCCAUCCUCAGUGACAUGGAAGGCUUCUGUACCAGUUGAGUUUUUAACUGCCUCCCCGCCCUAUAAAUUAGUGGUGACAGUAAAAAAAACCAAUCAAACUAAUAUUUUACUUGCAUCUAUCCCCAGAUUAUUAUUAUUUUAAUUGACUAAUAAUCUGAUCGCUUUGAAUAUCAUAAUCAAGUUUAAAUAAAUGUGUAGAUAAUGAAAACCUCUUUAUUCGAUACAAAGCAUAAGAUUAAUUUACAUUUUAAUCAACAAGCCCAACCAUUUAUUGUUGGAUAGAAUACCGCACCCUAUAUAUAUAGUAACAGUUGAUAUGUUGCUCUUCCCUUGCAGUCUGACUGAUUUUAAAAUUUGCCUUCACCGACUGAAAAUUAACCCCCGCUAAUUAACUAAAGCUUUAGCUUAAUUAACCUGCCAAUUAAAUUUUAUCAAAGCUUGCAGCCCUCAUUCACAUUUUUGUUUGAUAUACCAAACAGCACCUCAAAUAUGUGAGAAGGGAGGGAGAAACGUCUAGUCAUAACUCUGUUUCCUGAGGUAAUGUAAAUGCUUUAUUUUUAGAAGGGCCUGUCCCUUCCGUUUUGAUAAUUGAAAAUUUGCAGUUGCAGCACAACAGGUGGCUUAUUCCAUAUGGCCUGCAUAAGCCUCCAUCCACAGCUUAACCAUCGCUGUGGACCUGAGAUUGCUCUGAAGCUUAUUUUUAUUCAGGGAGCUUCCACUAGGCAUAUAAAGGCAGAGCUGAAUUUGAUUGUCUUUUCCAGCAAUAAGACCACAGGAGGAUGGUAAUCGGUGUGCAGCUAACUUUGUAUUAUUUCUCAAAUUUGUAGACCACCCCAAACUUCCAGCUGUGGGUGGUUUACAACAUAAGACAAAUUAAAAUGAAAACCUUAAAACAAUUUAAAACCACAGUCAAUUAAAAAGCUUGGGUGGGGGAAAAAAAAGAGUCUUUAAGGACUUGUAAAAAGUUGUCAGAGAUGGGAAGGUUCUUAUUUCAGCAGGGAACACAUUCCAUUGUCUUGGGGCAGCAACAGAGAAGGCCUGUCCCUGCGUAGCCACCAGACAUGCUGGUGGCAACUGCAGAUGAACCACUCUGGAUUAUCUCAGUGGGCGGUGUGGUGCUCAGUGAUCCCUCCCAGUUACUGAAAGUAGUAGUAGCCUAUACUGUUCCACCACCGAUACUUGACCAUUUCCCUCCAGUUGCUUAGAGCAGGGGUUCUCAAAUCUGAGUUCCCAGUUGUUGUUGGAUUAUAAUUUCCAUUGCACAACUCCAAAGUAGUUGUGCAAUGGAUGAUGUGUGGUGUUGUCCUACAACAUCUUGGGACCCAAGUUUGAGAACUUAUAAGUUUGCUUAGAAGCAAGUGACUGAUGAAUAGCUCUGAAAUAGCCCCCAAGUGAGCCAGUCCAAGGCUAGUUCUUGGCAUGUUGGAAGUACCUGUUAAACCAAGUCUGCUUCUGGGCUUCAUAGCAGCUGUCUAAAGAUGGAAGUGUAGGAAAAGUCUAGAUGCAAUGGUGCCCGUGGUCUUGGGCCAAGUCUACAUGUGCCACAGAUUGAGGUGACUAGGCUUUGCAGUGGUAGAAUGGGUUGUACCACUUUACAGUGGUACAGAGCUCUUUUGAUUGCUUCCCUUCUUGAAGGAUUUCCUACAAAUAAGGAAACUAGUACACUUGUAGAGAAGUCCCAGCCCAGGCCUGCCUGCUGUGCUGGUUUUCUUUUUGCAGAGAAUUAAUGUUGGGGAGCAUUCUGAAGUGUGGUCCACCUGACUGUCAUGGUUCAGUCUUGCUCUUCCAGCUCUUUCUGCUGCAUGUGUGUAGACCAGACCAGCCUUAACUUGCUUGAAAAACAAGAGGGAAAGCGAGGAUACCCCAGGAAUUACAAGAGAAAAACAGCAAUGAGGAAGCCCUUUGAAAAAUAACACUAGCUAGGCUAAUAUGAAACAGAGAGAUGAACACCAGCGUGCAUAUAAUGAGAUCUUUGGCUUCCUUCCUUAAUUAACUCCUAAGUGACACCUCCUUGUGCCUGUGGUAUCUGAUCCAUCUUAUGAGCUCUGGGAAUUGUACAUAAUUCCUAACCUCUGCAUCUUAAAGUAGGUCUGGUCCCUGCCAGCAAAGUGUAGAGAAAGUAACGCUACCAAGUGUUGCGAUGACCAGAGAUUGGUGUAUUUUAAAUAUAUUCUACAUGAAAACAUUUAGGGCUUUGGGUUGUUGCCUUCUCUUCCCCCCGCCCUUUCCCGCUUUUUCCUUUUUUCCCCUUUUAGGCUCCCUUUUUAAUCCAGCCACAGUACUAGACAGUGUGCAAUUUUAUAAAAUCAGGAAUAGUUUAUAUAUAUGUUUUAUAUUAAAUUAUCGAAAGGUUUAAGGGUCUGCUGGGAUUGGCCUUGAAUGGUUAGCCUCAAAUUCAUACUGAGAGCUGAAAUGUAUGAUUCACGAUUUAUGUGGCGUAGAUAUUGCUGGGCUGUACCAUUUCUCGCUGCAUGUGGGGAGGUGAUUGUUUGAAAGCUCUUGCCAAUUAUUUAUGAAAAAUCUCUGUGCACUGGAAACUGGCAUGUCAGAAAGAAGACUAGGCUGAAACCCUAUAUAUGGAGCAUUUGCGUAGGGCUGUGUUCUUCGCUGCACGGUCCAGGAGCCAGUGGCGGUUCCCAUCGACCCUAAGUGGGGCUACCUGAAUAACCGUUUGUUAGGCCUGUGGGAAGCCUUGGCUGAAGCCAAAUGCACCAUACAGCCCCCCACCCCCAGCACUGUGUAGAGGCAGUGGUUCCCACCAUGUUGACCUUUGCCCAGCACCAGUGGGACUCUUUCAAAGGAAAUGGAGCCCUGUGGAGCCCCAGUGCUGUCUUGGAAGGUGCACAAGGAACACUGGGAAGUGUAGUCCUUCCCGGUGCUGUCCUCAUAAAGCUCUACGGGGGGGAUGUUGAGAAGGACUAUACUUCCCAGUGCUCCAUGCAUGCAUGCCAAGAUGGUACUGGAGCACAAGAAGGCUCCAUUUCCCUUAAAGAAGCCCUCUCCCUGAUGCUGAGGAAAGCGUAGCACUGCGUGAAGGUCAACACAGUGGGAAAUGGUUCUCAGACUGAAGGGUUGGGGGUUUGUUUGUUUGUUUGCCAAAGUGGCCUCCACUUGAAAAAUAGUGAUGGUCACUAAUGAAGGCUAAGAUUAUGUUAUUUCUCCUCUGUCUGAAGUGGCACCGUCCAACCAUUGAGGCUGGUGAUCAUGUGGCUAAGCUCCGAGGUCAAGUAAGUUAGGUUGGCCUCUCCUGCAAACCUACCAAAUGUAUCAGAAAAAGACUGGGUUUUGACUUGAUCCCCUGUAGCAGUCAACACAGAAUUCCUCUAAGAGGAACAAAAAUCAUGUCUGUUCCCUCAGCUCUUCACUGCUACUUUAUUGUUGACGUGCAUACAAUAAAUUAGCACAAUUUUGUGUGUUCUGUUAGUUGAACUAUGCCUGCAACUGUUCUAUUCUGAAAUGGAAGAAAUUAUUUAGCAUUCAAUGUUUUUUAAACAAACUGGGCUUCUGAAUGAAAAGGCCUCGACUUUAUCAUCCAAGUAUUGCAUUAAGGCUCUGUGUUCUUAUCAGAAGGGUCCACAAAGAUUACUACAUAAUAUGUAAUAUUUGCUUACAUUUUGUUUCCUUAAAUUUUCAGUGUGAAUGUCAUAAUUAUAUAUAUUUUGUGGAAGAUGGGAAAUUUUAUUUCCUCCUAAGUAUAAGUUAUUGUGCAUAACUAUGGUAUCGCUAAAGUAAAAAAAGUGGUACUUUUUAAAACUUCUAGUUUUAGACAUUUAAACAAAUGUAUUGUAUAUGCAUCGGAAUUUUACAUUUGUUCUAUUUAAUUUUUAAAUAUAGUUGUGUAACAUGCUAGGUAAUUUUUUCAUCCCUCUCCCCCCGCUCAUCCAUCAGCACCUUGUUACUUGAAUAUUGUAUCCUAACUAGUCUGAGAAACAGUGAUCAAACUUGUGUAAACUAGAACUAAGGGAGGAAGCAACAUAUAUUAUCUCUCUCUUGUGCUUAAACAGCUUCUGCAACAUUGUAUGAUCAUCUGCUUUGUAGUCGCUGCAACCAAUAACACAGCUCUAAAGGGUUGGGUUGUUCAUCUGUAUGUAUUCCACAGAUUUUUAAUUGCUCCUUUGCCUAGUCCCCCUUUCAGAGGUUGAGUUUGUGUAAGAUCCCCAUGCACACCUUCCCUCCAGGUGUAUACUAAACUUGCGGAGAAGGAAGGGGACAUGGCCAUUGGCUAUACCUCUGACUGCUACGUGGCUGCUUCCCCUUCCCCUGAAUCCCAAGUGUUCAAUGGCAGUUGUGAAAGGGGUUUCUACCCACCUACAGCCAUAGAGUCUUCCAUGUAAUUGGAAACACUUUGUGAACAGAGUUCCCAGUGCAUGGAAGACCAUCCGCAGAUACAGCUGUACGUAUGUAGAGGCCCUUUUUGCUGAAUGCACAGAAUUGAGGCCAGAGUGUGUGAUUCUACUUCCUCCCCCACUCAUUUAGUAUACAUGUGAAAGGAAAUUUUGUAAGGGAUGAAGUCAGGAGUUUUCAAUCUUGGAUCCCUAGGUGGUGUUGGACAACUUCCAUCAUAUCCAGCCACAACGGCCAAAGGAUGAUGACAGUUGUAGUCCAAUAACAUGUGGAAAUCAAAGGUUGGGAACCCCUGUGCUAGCCAAUGUGUUGUUCACCUGGGUGCCCAACCAGUCCCCAUCCUGUGUGCCCCAGAGGAAGUUGGUUAAUAUGCCACCUCCCUGUAGUGAGGUUAGCUCAGAGAAUCAAUGGACUGUUCAUUUUAUUAUUACUUACAUUUUAUAAUAAGGAGCUCAGGACAGCAUGAAAGGUCCCCCCCCGCUCCAUACCCACACACUAUUUAAUCCUCACAACAACCCUGUAUGGUAGGUUAGACUGGAUGAAACUGGCUCAGGAUCACCCAUGGUCUAGUGGGAAUUUGAAAUUGAGUCUCCCUACUCCUCACCCAACACUCUAACCAAUAGACCAUGCUGUAAAAGGAAAGGGAUAGUAUAAGCCACUCCAGAAUCACUGGAGCAGAUAACACUUUCCUUUUCCCCUUACAUUCUACUCUUGAGGUUGUAGCAGGUAAGGGUAAAGGGACACUGAUUGCAAGAGGAAACGGAGUGCCAGUCAGAAGUCUCUAAAUCCCAGUCAGACGAGAGUCGGAAUGCCCUGGUGAUAUUGGUUGUUUAGGCCCAUACAAUACUCUGCUCCUUGCCCAGUGGGGAGUUUUGACAUUACCUUUGAGUAUGCCAUAUUGCAAGCUGUUUCAAAGGUAGCUUUAUCAUGUGGCAUUGGUAAGGAGGAGGGUGGUUGUCAGGAAGGAGGGAAAAUCUAGCAACCCGCCCCCACACCUCUUGGGCUCAAGUAUCUAAUUUCACUGGCUGACGACCUGACUACCGCAGUGCACACACAGAGGGGCUGUGGAGAUGUGAUUGGGGCUUAUGUGCAACUCCCACAGUCCCUCUACCCAUGUGCCUGAGCUCCAGAAGCAAUCUGGAGGAGAGGAAACACAUCAUAAGAACAUAAGAACAGCCCUGCUGGAUCAGGCACAAGGCCCAUCUAGUCCAGCAUCCUGUUUCACACAGUGGCCCACCAGGUGCCUCUGGGGAGCCCACAGGCACUAAGUAUGUGCUUGCCCUCUCUCCUGUUGUAUAUCCCCUGCAAGUGGUAUUGAGAGGCAUCGUGCCUCUGAGGCUGGAGAUGGCCCACAGCCAUCACCACAUCAUUACCUCUCUUCCAGGCUGCUUCUGGACCAUGGGCAGAACGUGGAUUUUUCAUCCACUUGUACAACAGUAUGUAGAAGGACCGAGAGAGUUAUACAUGAGCCCCAAGCCCCAUUCAAGCUUCUGUGAUUAGCAGCUGGGAUCUUCCGAGGUUCUUUCAAAACAUCUGAAUAGGCCUUCAGUAGCCAGGAUGUCGGCCAGUAUUCUUUUGGACCUGUUACUUGGCUUUUCUUUAGCAACUGUGAUCACUGUUUUGCAACUUCGUUUUUUUGAAAGAGAAAAACUUCCUUCAAACACCAUCUUGACAAUUUCCUUUCCAUUUGAGCACCUUCUGAAGCCUGACUAAAACAUGCCUAUUGUCACUUUAACUCCAUGUCUUCGCUUAGUUUCUGCCCUGCCCCCCUUAGGCUGUUGGUAUCUUGCAUACUGAAUAAGAGCCAACCAGUUUGCUACCCUUGCUUGGUAACUGCAUAGGCAAGUUGUAAGGACUUUGUAAUUUUAAAAAACCUCCAAAAGUAACAAAACAAACACACACACACACAUCAUGAGAGCCGUAAGUUUUUUCUGAGUCUAUAUUUUUAAAUGCAUUUAGAGAUGACCGGUACCCAGGUUCAAAAAUGAGUGGCACUAUUUUUAAUGAAAAACCAGAUUGCAGUUUUAUUCGUUCCAGUGUGUGUCCACAGCUAGUCAAAAUCCACUCACCUUGUGCAAUGCCUCUGAACCCCAGGAGUCCUUUCUGCUGCUCCCUGGAAUCAGUACAGUUCCUUUUUUUUCCUGGCACCGUCUGCCAUGCUCUGGUUCUGCAUAGCUCCCACUCAGUGGCGCCCGCACCGGACCGUCUAUUUGUACGCAUCACUGAAACAAGGCGGGGCUGCCCAUGAGCAGUGCCUGUUUGAUUGCUGUCACUGUGGAUAGUAAAGCACAAUUACAGUGAAGGUGAUAGUUCUGAAGACAGAAGGUCAGUAUACGGCUAUGCAUGUUGUAUAUUAAUGAGUGUUUAUAUUCAUAUUCUCCUCAAAAUGAAAUUUAUACUGGAGUGUAUAGUAUUCAGUUAUGUAGAUUUCUUCACUUUUGUGUUAACUUCUCAUAAAUGCUUACAAUUUUUCCCCUCCUACAAACUUUAUGAUGUAUAAGGUUAAGUUUGCAUAUAUAAUAAAGUGCUGUAUAGCCUUUGAAGUGAUUAAAAAUUAUGCAUUUGGGGGGUUGGGUUUAAAAAGAAGUAUGUAGUAAUAAUGCUGUUGUAAGUAAUAUUUUUCAUGUCUCUCUUUUUGGCCUUUUUGCGCCCCCCCCCCCCCCAUUAUUUAGCACACUUACUGUGAUGAACGUUCAUAGAAUUAUAAAACUGCUUAGCCACUGAAAAAUAACAGUUUGGGGAUUUGUUUUUGUUUUCCUUGAAUUAUCAUUUUACUGUAAGAGGAAUUACGGGGGGAGGGGAGUUCACAAUUCAUUUGUGAAAUUCUACAUAGUUCAUUUUUUUUCUAUGAUUUCCAAUGUUUGCUGACAUUAAAUAAAAAAAAAAUCAAACCAGUAAUGUAAUAAAAUAUGUAUUAAAAAGCUUCAUCAUUCCAAGAUG
Messenger RNA from Hemicordylus capensis (graceful crag lizard), 10501 nucleotides. RefSeq names its product REST corepressor 1 (gene RCOR1). Lineage: Eukaryota; Metazoa; Chordata; Lepidosauria; Squamata; Cordylidae. Gene Ontology annotation, molecular function: transcription corepressor activity. The transcript has 12 exons. Gene Ontology annotation, cellular component: transcription regulator complex; histone deacetylase complex. The record is from RefSeq and is a predicted model, not a curated record. Gene Ontology annotation, biological process: regulation of transcription by RNA polymerase II; negative regulation of DNA-templated transcription. The coding region runs from base 444 to 1853 and encodes 469 amino acids.